UCACGCAUCCUAAAAUAAUGGCCUGGUAGAAAAUGGCGUUGACCUCGUGGAAAACAUUCAAGUUCUUCGAUGUAUCCCAGGUGAAGCUCCCCGAUGACGAGAGCUCCUCACUGUUCGAAAAAGGGAAAAUUACCAGCGUUGCCUCCGGCUCCGACAAUGUUUUCCUUGGCAGUACCGACGGUGUCGUCCGCAUCGUUUCGAGUGGUUUCAAGAUAAUCCGCUCGUUCCAGGCCCAUGACGCUGGAGCUAUCACGCAAAUCAAACAAAUUCCGGGAACAUCACUUUUGGUCACCAUUGCCGAGGACCUUUCGAGUGAACCCGUCCUCAAGGUCUGGGCCCUCGACAAGCUCGAGAAGAAGACCGGCACGCCUCGAUGCCAGUCCACACUCCAGAUACAAAAUGGUCGGAAACAGUUCCCCGUCUCGGCCUUUGCUGCUUUGGAGGACCUCUCUCAGCUUGCGGUGGGCUUUGCAAAUGGUGCAGUUACUGUGGUUAGAGGAGACUUGAUCCACGACCGAGGAGCCAGGCAGCGGACGGUCUUUGAAUCAGAGGAGCCCGUCACCGGCAUCGCCUUCAGGGAAGGGAACAUCUCGACGCUCUAUAUUGCUACUACGGGGCGGAUAUCGACUCUGGUUAUCUCUGGAAGAGGCCAAGGUCAACCAGCUCGAGCAUUGGAUGAGGCUGGUUGUGGUGUUGGUUGCAUGACCGUCGACAAAGUCACUGGCGAUGUCCUUGUCGCCCGGGAUGAUGGUAUCUACCAAUACGGACUGAACGGCCGAGGACCAGUAUAUGCCUAUGAGGGCCAGAAAAGGAUGAUCAGUACCUUCAAGGACUAUGUUGCCGUAGUAUCACCUCCCAAAAACAACGCCAUCAGGAGUCCUACAUUACGUGCAUUUGGUGGCAGCCAGACAGACGAUCUGUUCAGCACCUCAAAUUUUACGCUGCUCAAUACAGAUUUGAAGUUCAUUGCACAUCAGGAAGCUUUGCCAUCGCAGAUUCAAACCGUCUUUGUUGAGUGGGGUGAUCUGUUCGUGAUGACAAUGGACGGUAAAUUGUACCGCUACCACGAGAAAUCAUUCCAACAAAAGCUCGAGCUACUCUAUCAGCGCAACCUGUACGUUCUUGCCAUUAACCUGGCCCAGAAAGCCGGGUUAGAUACGGCGCAGCAGAACGUCAUUCUGAGAAAGUACGGAGACCAUUUGUAUCAAAAAGGGGAUUAUGACACUGCGAUGCAACAAUACCUCAAAGCCAUUGACAACACUGAGCCGUCACAAGUCAUAAGAAAGUAUCUCGACACGCAACGGAUUCACAACCUCAUCGAAUAUCUCGAAGAAUUGCACGAGCAUCAAAAGGCUACUCCAGAUCAUACGACUCUGCUUUUGAACUGUUACGCCAAGCUGAAAGACGUCGAUAAGCUUGAAGCGUUCAUCAAGUCGCCCGGUGAUUCCAAGUUCGAUCUGGACACUGCGAUAUCAAUGUGUCGCCAGGGUGGCUAUUAUGAUCAGGCUGCUUACUUGGCCCGGAAGCACAACGAGCACGAAUUGGUGGUGGAUAUCCUGAUCGAGGACUCAAAGAAAUAUGCCGAAGCACUGGCAUACAUCUGGCGAUUGGAACCCGAGAAUGCCUACGAGAAUUUCUUGAAAUAUGCCACUGUACUUUUGGAGCACUGUCCAAAGGAUACAACGCAAAUAUUUAUCGACUACUACACUGCCCGUUUCCGCCCAAAGAAAGAUGCAGUUGUCAUCCAGAAUGCACCUGCUCUAAGUGGUAUGGGCAUAGCAUCAUCGGCUGUCCAAAAUCUUGCAGCACUCUUGCCUCUGCCGUACAUGAACUCUAAUGCUAUUCAAUCGCCGGCGUCUGGAGAGCAAAAGAUGACAACUAGCCAAGCGCAGAUUGUCGAAUCAGGGGCGGACGAGCCGGCUGUGGAGUAUGAGGUUCCCAAACCAAGGACAGCAUUCUCAUCUUUCGUCGACCACCCCUCAGAGUUUAUCAUUUUCCUGGAAGCAUGCAUCAACUCAAAAGAGCUUAACGAGGAUGACAAGUCUGAUCUCUAUACCACGCUGUUCGAGAUGUACCUUCACACGGCAGCGAGCCGAAAGGAUGUCGAGAAAGAAGAAUGGGAAAACAAAGCAAAGGAGCUCAUCCAGGGCAAGGAUAUUCCCAUCGAUAAUUCCAACGUGCUUCUUCUCUCUGAGAUGACCAACUUCCGCGAUGGCACCAUCCUUGUCCGCGAGCAGCAAGGACUCCGGGCAGACAUCUUCCGCGCUUAUACCUCUGCGAAAGACACGACUGGCGCUAUCAAAGCCCUGCGCAAGUACGGUCCCGAAGAACCUUCACUCUAUCCCGCUGCGCUGGCCUACUUCACCUCAUCGCCCGAGAUCCUUGAAGAAGCCGGAGAUGAACUCGAUGCAGUCCUGCGGACAAUCGACGAGGAUGGUCUCAUGGCCCCGCUUCAGGUCAUUCAGACUCUUUCGAACAAUGGUGUCGCCACUAUGGGCAUGAUCAAGAAGUACCUCGCCACCACGAUUGAGCGCGAACGCCUUGAGAUCGCCAACAACCGCAAGAUGAUUGCGACGUUUGCCGAUGACACGAGCGCCAAGAAGGCUGAGUUAGAAGCGCUGAAGGAUAAACCCAUCGCUUUCACGGCAACGCGCUGUCAGGCGUGUCCCUAUCCCCUCGACCAGCCAAUUGUGCACUUCAUGUGCAAUCAUAGCUUCCAUCAGCGCUGCCUGAACGUCGACACGGAGAGCGACGUGGGGGAUGAGCGGGUCGAGUGUCCGCUGUGCGCGCCUCAGAACGCGACGGUGCGGGCGAUUAAGAAGGCACAGGAAGAGAGUGCCGAGAGGCAUGACAUUUUCCUGGAUGCGCUGCACAGGAGCAGAGACAAGUUUGGAACGGUGAGCGAGUGGUUUGGCAGAGGGGUCAUGAGCGCGCCGACGGUUAAUGAGUAAAUGUUUGAGGAAUGGAAGGGUGAUUCAUGUGGAUGUUUUUUGGUAGAUAGAUGAUAGCUAUACCAGUGUCAAGUGUGUUUUCUGGUCAAGGGUGGAACAUUCCUAGGGAGCGGGGCUGCUGGACGAGCGCGGUUGCCCGAAAUGAGCAUCUCGGAGAUUUACGACGGCCGCUCCGGAUGCGUUGGCAGCGAGCUCAGGCGCAGCAGCAGAGAGGCAUUUCAUUUGGGCAGACCCGCUAGAUCAAGGCUGAGCACAAUAUACGUGGCUCGGCCGGUCAGCGGAGAGAGGCAGAGGUGGUGCUUCUUCGGGCUGGAGAGGGAGGGUGGGAGGGGUUAUCGAUAGGCACACACCAAGCUUUCCU
Aplosporella prunicola CBS 121167 is the source of this 3312-nucleotide messenger RNA. RefSeq lists its product as uncharacterized. The transcript has 7 exons. NCBI's taxonomy places the organism in Eukaryota, Fungi, Ascomycota, Dothideomycetes, Botryosphaeriales, Aplosporellaceae. Gene Ontology annotation, molecular function: protein binding; protein-macromolecule adaptor activity. Bases 33 to 2951 code for a protein of 972 amino acids. Gene Ontology annotation, biological process: endosome organization; vacuole organization; vesicle-mediated transport. The record is from RefSeq and is a predicted model, not a curated record. Gene Ontology annotation, cellular component: endosome; HOPS complex.